Messenger RNA from Eruca vesicaria subsp. sativa (arugula), 1274 nucleotides. Lineage: Eukaryota; Viridiplantae; Streptophyta; Magnoliopsida; Brassicales; Brassicaceae. The record is from the annotation of a GenBank genome assembly.
CUUAUUUACUCAAAUCAUCUCUCUACCUUCUCCCUUACUCCUCUGUAACAAUCUUAUCCUCCCUUUUCACAUGUUAGGUUUUAUUCUAAUUUCUUUUGGUUCUUGAUUGAUAAGUUUCAUGUUGAUGUUAUCUCUGCGGUCGAAUUCUUGUUGGUUGGUUUGGUUUUAAUUCUAUGAUCCUGUUUUAUUUAUUUAUUUAUAUUUGUUUUUUUUGUAUUGAUGUUUUCUGUAAAUUUCAAAUGCUGGUUAUUGGAUUGGUGGUAGUCAAUUUAACUUGAAUUGCUGUGAAAAAGAAACAAAAGAAGCAAUAUGGCACUUACUUGGACUCAUAAAGACAGAGGUGAAAUUAGAGUUCACGAGGAUUUGGAGGAACUAAGCAUAGACUUGGUAGAUUAUAUAGCUGAGAUGUCAGAAGCCUCAAUUAAAGAACAUGGUGCUUUCUGCAUUGUAUUAUCAGGAGGCUCUCUCAUUAACUUGUUGGGAAAAUUGGUUGAGACACCUUACAACAAGAUUGUAGAUUGGGCUAAAUGGUAUGUUUUUUGGGCGGAAGAGCGCGUGGUAAGUAAGAACCAUGACGAUAGCAACUACAAGCUCGCCAAGGAUAAUCUCCUCUCUAAGGUUAAUGUGUUUCCGAGACAUAUAUGUUCUAUUAACGAUACGGUCUCGGGGGAGGAAGCUGCAACAAAGUAUGAGUUCGCCAUAAGACAGAUGGUGAAAACACGAACCGUGACUGCGUCUGAGAUUAAUGACUGUCCCAAGUUUGAUCUUAUCUUGCUUGGGAUGGGCUCUGAUGGACAUGUAGCCUCGCUCUUCCCGAACCACCCAGCACUUGAGGUGAAAGACGAUUGGGUUACGUACCUAACCGACUCACCUAAACCGCCACCAGAGAGAAUCACAUUCACUUUGCCAGUCAUUAACUCAGCUGCUAGAGUUGUUGUAGUUGCAACGGGCGAAUCCAAAGCCAAUGCUGUUCACUUAGCGAUAGAUGAUUUGCCCUCACUAGAAAGGUCUCUUUCCCUGCCUGCUAGGCUGGUCCAACCAAGCAGUGGGAAUCUGAUCUGGUUUAUGGAUAAACCAGCAGGAUCUAAACUUGACGGAUUUAAGUUCCCUGAGUAGGAUUUAGAUUAUCUUCUUUUUUUCCAAAAGCAAAUGGCUCUUAACAUCAGUGAUGACCCAUUUUGUAUGAAGAGUAUCAGGUUUAAAAACAUGUUUUUAAAUAAAAAAAAAUUCAAAAGAUUAUGUAUAAAUAUUCCUAAUAAGCAUCUAGGAUUUGA